UUUACACAUCGCUGAGAGUUAGCAUAACUUAACAACUUCAUAUUUGUUGGACCAAAUGACUGCUAUGAGCAUGAAAAUUUCUACAUUCUGCAUAAUUAGCAUCUUCAUGAAUAAAACAGUGUGUCUUGCUGAAAUUUGUGAAGUCUAUAGACCUACUGGCAAAGUUAUUGAGAUGCAGCCAAUGUUGACAGAGGAACAAAAAUUAAGUCUAAAGGAAUUCAAAUGGUGUUUUGGUGAAUACUGUAAGAUUCGGAUUGUGAAAUACCAAGGUGAUAAUAUUGUACUGGCUCCCAAUUUUAAAUUCAAAGCAGAAUACAGAAAAUCAGAUUUUGUUCUGAUUUUGAAGAACCUGACAACAGAAGACACUGGAAUCUAUACUGCAUCUGUCUUGAAUAACGAAUCUGAAUCAACAGAACUUAUUUCAUAUAAACUCUUUCUUCAAGAUCCUGUACGACAACUUUCAAACAAAGAAUUUCAAAUCCUGAACUCUGAUGGCAGUUGUAAUAUCACUCUGAAUUGCUCAGUUGGGGCAGGCACCGAAGUCACAUUGAAAUGGAAGCAGAUUGGAGCCAAUGAGUCUUUGAUUACUUCACACAAAGCUUCUCAUCUGGAAUAUUCUGCACACUAUAGAGCUGGAAGUCAUGCUUCUUUCACCUGUUUUGCAGAAAAUAAAGUCAGCAAUUUGUCAUUAACUACAAGAAAACUUUGUGAACCAGACAUGCCUAAAGGCAUUUCAUUAUUGCUCCUUAUAAUUUCAAUAGUAUCUCCUAUUAUUAUUUUAUUUGCUGUAAUUCUCGUAAUAUUUUGCUACCGGAAAACCCAUCGUAAAAACUUUGAUAAAGACGAAAGUGACGCCAAUACAGUGUAUGCUGGUAUAGCUGAAGUUAAUGAACAGACAAAAGAUCACCAACAUUAUACUGCAGCUGUAAACUCAACUUAUGCUCAGAUUGGAGGCAGUGAGUUCACCCAUCCAGAAAUGACCAUAUACAGCACAGUUGGACCAAAACGUUGAGCCCUGUAUUCCGGAUGAUAUGACACACACCCUGCUUGUUCAUGGGAAAGAGACUUUUUUAAAAUAUAUUUUCAUAUUAUAAACGUUCCCAAAUUUUUCUGUUGAAUAAAC
Molecule: messenger RNA, 1123 nt
Organism: Polypterus senegalus (gray bichir)
Lineage: Eukaryota; Metazoa; Chordata; Cladistia; Polypteriformes; Polypteridae
Product: SLAM family member 9-like
Exons: 6
Coding region: 56-1012 (318 amino acids)
Source: RefSeq, a predicted model, not a curated record